Messenger RNA from Hipposideros armiger (great roundleaf bat), 421 nucleotides. Its product is annotated as myosin regulatory light chain 2, ventricular/cardiac muscle isoform-like. The coding region runs from base 104 to 406 and encodes 100 amino acids. The transcript is spliced from 3 exons. Lineage: Eukaryota; Metazoa; Chordata; Mammalia; Chiroptera; Hipposideridae. The record is from RefSeq and is a predicted model, not a curated record. Gene Ontology annotation, molecular function: calcium ion binding.
GGGUUAUUUUUAAACACGGGGAGGAAGUAUUUAUUGUUCCAGCAGAGAACAGUGGACAGCCUGUGGGAUUCUUCUAGGGAACCAGUGCUGCGUCCUUUCCACCAUGGCACCCAAGAAAGCCAAAAAGAGAGCAGAGGGUGCCAAUUCCAACGUGUUCUCCAUGUUUGAACAGACCCAGAUCCAGGAAUUUAAGGAGGCCUUCACCAUCAUGGACCAGAACAGGGAUGGCUUCAUCGACAAGAACGAUCUGAGGGACACCUUUGCUGCUCUUGGUAUGUCGCCCCCUCUGGGCCUGCGGGAGGGUCUCCUCAUCCCAUGCCCACGAGGGGCAGGAGGCGGGACCACUAAAAAGGUGAAGAGCUCAUUUUUCAGAGAAACAAACAGCUCAACCACGAUGGGCCUUUAAGACAUAAUUCAGAGG